AUGCUGAUUUUGAAGCGAUAUUUAGAAAAGAAAAAUGAUAUUCAAGCCGUGCACACUAUAGAUCGUCUUUUUGGAUCAAAGGGAGUAUGCGAGAUACGCGUUUACCUCUCCUUCACAGUGAGGAUGUGGAGUGUGUGGACAGUGGUUAUUCUGACAACGGAAAGAUUUCUACUCAUCCUAUUCCCCUUGCGGUUUCAAAAGUUCCUCUCUCCCAAGGUUGCUUGGAUCACAAUCGGAUGUAGUACCUUGCUCAUUGGAUUGAUCAGCCUGCCGUGGUUGUUUAGCUUCUCUUACGUUGUCCAAAAGGAUUGUUCUACCACAGAAGCUUCGGGGUCCAGCAUUAACAUAUGCAAACCCGGGUUCACCUUCUUCGUGUGCCGAGUCGUCGAGAUUCCUCUGAUGACCCUCAUACCUGGCAUCAUCCUUUUGGUGGAGAACAUGAAAAUCUCGGCCACUCUGUCCGAUCGGCGUCGAAUGUGGUUGCGCGUAACCAGUCACAGAGAAAACAAUCUCCGCAAAGUUUCUGUGUCCAACAUUUCCACAGAUUCUCACGCCUUCGAACCGGGAAACCUAAUGGCUCAAAGUCAUGUCGAGGCAAGGCGUAGCGAACGUCAACUGACCAUUCGGCUUUUUCUUGUUUCCAUGGUGUUUUGGGUACUCAGUGUUCCCAGUUUCAUCAUGAUAGCCACCCAGACCAUACUUGAGUUUACGGAUCACCGUCAAAUGUACUUAUCAUGGCCCGUGGCAGACGCGUAUUAUAUAUCUACCUUUUUGUUCAUCCUAAAUUUGUCCAUAAAUUUUAUCAUUUACUGUGCUGUUGGGUCGACAUUUCGCAGAGCAUUUCGAGCACUGAUUACUUGCCACUGGAAAGAGUUCACACGUUUACGGGAUUUCAUUUGCCGAGACUUGGUCGAGUUGACCGAACACAGUGACGCCCCUGAGCAUCUUGUGCAACGUGGCCGGAGGAUGGGCGGACAGCGACCCAGAAAAGCAGAUGCUUGCGAUAGUGACUUACCACUGAAACCUCUGACAAUUCCACAGCGAUGCUGCACACAGAAACCCAACCGCUACCACUCUUUUGUCUCGCUACGUAACAAACCUGUUUCAUUGUGA
Molecule: messenger RNA, 1113 nt
Organism: Opisthorchis viverrini
Lineage: Eukaryota; Metazoa; Platyhelminthes; Trematoda; Opisthorchiida; Opisthorchiidae
Exons: 3
Coding region: 1-1113 (370 amino acids)
Biological process (GO): G protein-coupled receptor signaling pathway
Cellular component (GO): plasma membrane
Molecular function (GO): G protein-coupled receptor activity
Source: RefSeq, a predicted model, not a curated record